Molecule: messenger RNA, 1621 nt
Organism: Culex quinquefasciatus (southern house mosquito)
Lineage: Eukaryota; Metazoa; Arthropoda; Insecta; Diptera; Culicidae
Product: pyrimidine-specific ribonucleoside hydrolase RihA
Exons: 3
Coding region: 328-1359 (343 amino acids)
Molecular function (GO): hydrolase activity, hydrolyzing N-glycosyl compounds
Source: RefSeq, a predicted model, not a curated record
GACCUAAUUGCAGACUAGGACAAUUAAUUGAUUUACAAUAAAUUCGAAUCUUAAACUGUAAUUGAUCCUUAAUAGUAAACCAUGCAGGAAUGCAUUCAUGCAUGUUAGAUGAUAGACAAUGUUCUGGCUAUCUGUUGCGGAUGCGUUUUGACCAGUUCAGCCAAAAGUAUCGCUAUCCAAGUCGCUACCUGUUAGCGUGUGAGCAGUAAUUGGAUGCAUAAUUGAUUUGAUUAACGGAUAACCAACAGCUGGUUCUUGUUUGAGAGUGGGCAAUAGUUCUUCGUUCAGUAAAUUAUCUGACAUACUCCUGCCAAGUUCAGCAAAACAAUGUGUACAAUUUCAUUCAUCUUAGCUCUUCCAGUUGUAGUCUAUUGCGUAUACCUAAUAGGAGCAGGAUCAAAUGAAGGCAAUAACUCAAUUCGUCGCGUUAUCAUCGACGUUGAUGCUGGCCCCGAUGACGCGUGGGCACUUUAUCACCUGAUGAGCAGCCCAAACGUGAAGAUUGAAGCCAUCAGCUGUGUCAAAGGAAACGCGAACGUGACCAUGGUGGGGCGGAACGUGAUGCGAAUUUUGGCCGCGAUGGGAAAGGAGAACGAGGUUCCCGUGUUCUUGGGAUCAAACGAACGUUUGAUUACUCCAGAACCGACUGUGAACCCGGACGAUAUGUACUUUGGAGUGGACGGAUUUUCCGACGUGGAUUACUCUCAUUUGCCACCGCCGAAUAUGGCCCUGCUGAAAACAGGUGCAGUUCACGAAAUUGCAAGACUCAUUUUGAAGUACCCUUCUGAAAUAAGCUUCAUCAGCUUGGGACCACUCACAAAUCUAGCACUGGCUCUGAAAGCAUACCCUGAAACUCGUCAACUGAUAAAAGAAGUCCUCAUAAUGGGUGGAAACCGGCAUGGUGUUGGCAACACAGAGAGUGCCGCCGAGUUUAACUUUUACCAUGACCCAGAGGGUGCCAACAUCGUGCUCAACAAUUAUCCCGGUCCAAUCACAAUUCUACCCUGGGAAACGGCUAACCGCGAGAACCUGGUGAUGAACCAAACGUGGCGGUUCGGGACGAUCGCGAGCGUCCCGCCAAAUCCCGUGCUGGAGAUACUAAACCCCGCGGAACGAAAGGCUCUGGAAGCGGGUGCCAACUGGUUGCCCUGUGACUUGCUAGUUGCGAUGGCAUUCACCCAUCCGGAAUUGGUCACGGAGCGGCAGCAAUAUCCGGGAAGCGUGGAACUUGCCGGACUUUUGACGCGGGGUCAGCUUGUGUUGAACCAUCGCAGUGAAGGAACCGGCCACAUCACCAUCGUUGACAACAUGGACCACUUUGCGGUGCAGCGAUUGAUCAUGGGACUGGCCGCAGGAUGAGAGGGAUGUGCGAGUUUUGGAAAGUAGAAAAAAAAAAAAAAAAAAAACUAGCAAAUCUUAAAUUUAAGGACUCUUAAAUUGAUAGAUAUUCUUAGACCGUAACAGAAGGAAGUAAAAUGUAAAAAUAAGUAUGGAGUUUUAUCUUAUUUGAUUAAGAAAUGCUGAAAAUUAUGAAAAAAAACAAAACAGGCAAAAUGUAAAAAAAAAGAUUUAAGAAUAUGUUAAAAUGAGAAAUGGACAUGAAAAUAUUUAAAUAUGAGAG